GCGGCGAGGCGGAGCGAGCAUGGCCGGGCCCCGGGCAGCGCCGCUCGCCGUCGUCCUGCAGCUCGCGAGCCUGGCCCUGGCCUCGGCGGCGGGCGGAGGUGGGGUCAUCCUCAGGGAGCCCCCUGAGCUUGCUGACAUCCAGGACUACCAGCAGCAGGAGCCAGCCCACUCCUCAGCCCCUGCUGGGGCCCCCCAGGAGCAGUGGCGCCCCCUGGAGGAACGGCUGGGAAGGCUGGAGGCCCAGAUGAUGGCACUCGGAGAGCAGAACAAGGAGCUGCAGGCGAGGGUGAGGCAGCUGGAGUCCUGUGAAUGCCGCCGCCCAGCUUCUCCCCAGUGCCAGGGACUGGGGCAGGCCUGGCCUGAGGGUGCUGGCUGGGAGCCUGACACCUGCACAGUCUGUGUGUGCCGGGAUGGGGCUGUGCACUGUGAGCCCAAGCCCAGCCUGCCCCAUUGCCAUGGCUGCAGCCACCAUGGUCAGGCCUAUGGCAAUGGGGAGACCUUCUCCCCAGACGCCUGCACCACCUGCCACUGCCUGGAAGGAGCCAUAACCUGUACCCAGAAACCAUGCCCAGAAGGACCCUGCCCAGAGCCAGGAGCAUGCUGUCCGCACUGUGAGCCAGGCUGCCCUGGAGGCCACAGAUCUGGGGAAAGGUGGCAACCAGAGCCCUGUGUCAUCUGCACCUGCCAGGCAGGGACCGUGCGGUGCCAGACGCCCUCAUGCCCAGAGCUCAACUGCCUGGAGAGCUACACCCCGCCUGGGGAGUGCUGCCCUGUCUGCCGGCCAGGCUGUGAGUAUGAGGGGCAGCCUUAUGAAGAGGGUGCCAACUUCCUGUCCAGCUCCAACCCUUGUCUACAAUGCUCCUGCCUGAGGAGUCUGGUUCGCUGUGUGCCUGUCAAGUGUCCACCCAGCCCCUGCCCUGAGCCGGUCCUGAGGCCUGGGCGCUGCUGCCCGACCUGCCGAGGCUGUGUGGAAGGUGGCUCUCGCUGGGAGCAUGGCCAGGAGUGGACUGCCCCUGGGGACCCCUGCCGGAUCUGCCAGUGCCUGGAGGGCCACAUUCAGUGCCGCCAGCGACAGUGUGCCAGCCUGUGCCCAUACCCUGCACGUCCCCUGCCUGGCACCUGCUGCCCGCUGUGUGAUGGCUGUUUCCUAAAUGGGCGGGAGUACCGCAGCGGAGAGCCGGUGGGCUCUGGGGACCCCUGCUCGCACUGCCGCUGCGCUAAUGGGUGUGUCCAGUGUGAGCCUCUGCCCUGCCCGCCUGUGCCCUGCAGAUACCCAGGCAGGACCCCUGGGCAGUGCUGCCCAGUCUGUGACGGCUGUGAGUACCAGGGACACCAGUAUCAGAGUGAAGAGACCUUUAGACUCCAAGAGAGUGGGCGCUGCAUCCGCUGCUCCUGCCAGGCCGGCGAGGUCUCCUGUGAGGAGCAGGAGUGCCCAGUUGCCCCCUGCACACUGCCCGCCUCUGGCCCCCAGCUCUGUCCAGCCUGCGUUCUCGAUGGAGAGGAGUUUGCUGAGGGGGUCCAGUGGGAGCCUGAUGGCCAGCCCUGCACGGCCUGCUCCUGUCAUGACGGCAUGCCCAUGUGUGGGGCUGUGCUCUGCUCCCCAGCUCCCUGCCAGCACCCUACCCAGCCCCCUGGUGCCUGCUGUCCCAGCUGUGAGAGCUGCACCUACCAUGGCCAAGUGUACGCCAAUGGGCAGAACUUCACAGAUGCAGAUAGCCCUUGCCAUGCCUGCCACUGCAAGGAUGGGACUGUGAGGUGCUCCUUGGUUGACUGCCCUCCCACAACUUGUGCCAGGCCCCAGAGUGGACCCGGCCAGUGCUGUCCCAGGUGCCCAGACUGCAUCCUGGAGGAACAAGUAUUUGUGGAUGGCGAGAGCUUCUCCCACCCCCGGGACCCCUGCCAGGAGUGUCAAUGUCGGGAAGGCCAUGCCCGUUGCCAGCCUCGGGCCUGCCCCAGGGCCCCCUGUGCCCACCCUCUGCCUGGGCCCUGCUGCCAGAACAACUGCAAUGGCUGUGCCUUCGGAGGGAAAGAGUACCCCAACGGAGCCGACUUCCCCCACCCCUCUGACCCCUGCCGUCAGUGUCACUGUCUGAGCGGAAGCGUGCAGUGCCUCGCCCGCCGCUGCCCGCCGCUGCCCUGUCCAGAGCCGGCCCUGCUGCCCGAAGAGUGCUGCCCGCAGUGCCCCGGUAGGCGGCGCACCCCUGGGGCAGAUCCAACCCCGACAGGGGGCGCCUCCCCUCCCGGCUCUCCCGGAGCCCCGACGUGCGCGCUCUCCCGCAGCGCCCUCCUCCGGCUGCCCGCGGCCGGGGGGCGGGGGUCCGGCCCGGCUCCUGGAGCAUUUCUCCACUGCCCGGCGACCCCUUGCCGCCGCUGCCUCUGCCUCGCCGGCUCCGCGUCCUGCCAGCGGCUGCCCUGCCCGCCUGCGCCCUGCGCCCACCCGCGCCGGGGACCCUGCUGCCCCUCCUGCGACGGCUGCCUGUACCAGGGGAAGGAGUUUGCCAGCGGGGAGCGCUUCCCUUCGCCCACUGCCUCCUGCCACGUCUGCCUCUGCUGGGAGGGCAGCGUCAGCUGUGAACCCAGGGCCUGUGCCCCUGCUCAGUGUCCCUUCCCUGCCAGGGAUGACUGCUGUCCUGCCUGUGAUGGUUGUGAGUAUCUAGGGGAGUCCUACCUGAGCAGCCAGGAGUUCCCGGAUCCCCGAGAGCCCUGCAAUCUGUGCACCUGCCUCGGAGGCUAUGUGACCUGUGGCCGCCGGCCCUGUGAGCCUCCGGGCUGCAGCCACCCGCUCACCUCAGCUGGACACUGCUGCCCGACCUGCCAGGGGUGCCUCUAUCACGGGGUCACUGCAGCCUCUGGAGAGACCCUUCCUGACCCACUUGACCCCAGCUGCUCCCUCUGCACCUGCCAGGAAGGAUCCAUGCGCUGCCAGAAGAAGCCAUGUCCUCCGGCUCUCUGCCCCCACCCCUCUCCAGGACCCUGCUUCUGCCCUGUUUGCCACAACUGCCUCUCCCAGGGCCAGGAGCACCGGGACGGGGAAGAGUUUGAGGGGCCCCCAGGCAGCUGUGAGUGGUGUCGUUGUCAGGCUGGCCAGGUCAGCUGUGUGCGGCUGCCGUGCCCUCAUCUGUCCUGCCCGCUCCAGGUCACGGAGCAGGGGAGCUGCUGCCCUCGCUGCAGAGGCUGCCUGGCUCAUGGGGAGGAGCACCCUGAAGGCAGUAGCUGGGUGCACCCCAAGAGCCCCUGCUCCUCCUGCAUGUGUCAUGAGGGCGUUGUCACCUGUGCCCGCGUCCAGUGUAUCAGCUCCUGUGCCCAGCCCCACCAAGUGCUCAGUGACUGCUGCCCACGAUGCUCUGACUGUGAGCAUGAGGGCCACAAGUAUGAACCAGGGGAGAGCUUCCAGCCUGGGGCAGACCCGUGUGAAGUAUGCCUCUGUGAGCUGCAGCCUGAGGGACCCCCCAGCAUUCAGUGUCACCGACGGCAGUGUCCCAGCCUGGUGGGCUGUCCCACCAGCCAGGUCCUGCCCCCUGGGCCCCAGCACUGCUGCCCCACGUGUGCCCAAGCGCUGAGUAACUGCACAGAAGGCCUGCUGGGGUCUGAGCUGGCCCCGCCGGACCCUUGCUACACCUGCCGGUGCCAGGAUCUAACGUGGUUCUGCAUUCGCCAGGACUGUCCUGAGCUCAGCUGUCCCCCAUCAGAGCGCCAUACCCUCCCUGGGAGAUGCUGCCCCGAGUGCCGAGAAUGUGUGGUGGAGGCCGAGGGCCGGAGAGUGGCAGAUGGAGAGAGCUGGCAAGACCCUAGCAAUGCUUGUGUUACUUGCACCUGCCAUCGGGGUCAAGUGGAGUGCGACCUGGAGGAGUGCCCCGCCCUCUCCUGCCCCCACGGCUGGGCGAAGGUGCGAGAGGCUGGCCGCUGCUGUGACCGAUGCCAAGCCCCCGCCCGGUCGUGCGAGCACCAGGGCCGGGCGGUGGCCCCGGGGGAGCGCUGGGCCGUGGACCUUUGCACCACCUGCUCCUGCGUGGCCGGCACCGUGCGCUGCCAGAGCCAGCGCUGCCCGCCGCUCUCCUGUGGCCCCGACGAGGCCCCGGCCCUGAGUCCCGGCAGCUGCUGCCCCCGCUGCCUGCCGCGCCCCGCCUCCUGCAUGGCCUUCGGAGACCCUCACUACCGCACCUUCGACGGCCGCCUGCUGCACUUCCAGGGCAGCUGCAGCUACGUGCUGGCCAAGGACUGCAGCCGAGGGGACUUCAGCGUGCACGUGACCAACGAUAACCGGGGCCGGAGGGGUGUGGCCUGGACCCAGGAGGUGGCGGUGCUGCUCGGAGGCGUGGCAGUGCGGCUGCUGCAGGGCAAAGCGGUCACGGUGGACGGGCGCCCGGUGACCUUGCCCUUCCUACUGGAGCCGCUGCUGUACGUGGAGCUGCGGAGACGCACCUUGAUCCUGCAUGCCCAGCCCGGGCUCCAGGUGCUGUGGGACGGGCAGUCUCAAGUGGAGGUGAGCGUGCCUGGCUCCUACCAUGGCCAGAUGUGUGGGCUCUGUGGGAACUUCAAUGGCUUUGCCCAGGAUGAUCUGCAGGGCCGCGAGGGGCUGCUCCUGCCCACAGAGGCUGCGUUUGGGAAUAGCUGGCAGGUCCCAGAAGGGCCUGGACCUAGUCGGCCGUGUUCCAAGGGCCGUGAGGUGGACCCGUGCAAGGCAGCAGGUUACCGUGCCCGGCGUGAGGCCAAUGCCCGCUGUGGGGUGCUCAAGUCCUCCCCGUUCAGUCGCUGCCAUGCUGUGGUGCCGCCAGAGCCCUUCUUUGCCGCCUGCGUGUAUGACCUGUGUGCUUGUGGCCCUGGCUCUCUGGCUGACACCUGCCUCUGUGACGCCCUGGAAGCCUAUGCCAGCCACUGUCGCCAGGCAGGGGUGACGCCUGCCUGGCGGGGCCCCACGCUUUGCGUGGUGGGCUGUCCCCUGGACCGAGGCUUCGUGUUCGAUGAAUGUGGCCCACCCUGUCCCCGCACCUGCUUCAACCAGCACAUCCCCCUGGGGGAGCUGGCAGCCCACUGUGUGAGGCCCUGCGUUCCCGGCUGCCAGUGCCCCGCAGGCCUGGUGGAGCACGAGGCCCACUGUAUCUCACCUGAGGCCUGCCCCCCAGUCCAACUCACUGGGGACCGACCACCCACACCUCUGCCCAGCCCCAGCCAGUAGCCCCAGGGGGCACCCUGAGCCAGGAUGACCCCAGGACUCAUCAGGUCAAAAGCCUCCCCUUGGAGAACAGCUCUUGCCGUGGCCAGAGCCAUGGAGAGAGUGCCCCACCCAGACCCCGGGAGCCUGGGCCUGUGUUCCACAGAGACCUCACUAUGUUCAGUCAGAAGCAGUAAAAUUGGGGUCUCUCCUAAGGCAUA
Messenger RNA from Canis lupus familiaris (dog), 5373 nucleotides. RefSeq names its product kielin cysteine rich BMP regulator (gene KCP). The transcript has 41 exons. The record is from RefSeq and is a predicted model, not a curated record. Gene Ontology annotation, molecular function: protein binding. NCBI's taxonomy places the organism in Eukaryota, Metazoa, Chordata, Mammalia, Carnivora, Canidae. The coding region runs from base 20 to 5176 and encodes 1718 amino acids.